GUCAAAUGAGCACAUGCGAUUAAUCGAUUACUAACAAGUGAUACCCAAGGCUUAUGGUCAAUCAACAGUAGUCUAAUGCAAUGUUGUAGGCAAGCCCAUGUCUUAUCGCGCAUGUAGAGUGUGGAGAAGGUCUCCACAUGGAAUAUAAACCCCAAACGUGGAUUUACCCUAUAGUUCGCUCAAUUCGCCAUGAACGAGUUCUCGGAAAAUAUAUUAAAACCGAAUCAGUGGCUUCAUCAUGGCCAAUAUCUGGUCCGCAACUGUCUAAUUGCAGCAUGAUUGAAAAUAUGUCCCCCGAACAAUAUUUAGGAUAAACGUCUCUCUCGAUGUCGUCCCAUUCUUGUGUUCGACAGAGAAUCACCGAGAAGGUUAAGUUAAAACCAUGUCUUUGAAGUUCCUUGUGCUCACGUUAUCGGCCGCUGCGACUGUCGUUGGACAAGCAGCACCAUGCUCCCCACUGGAGAUGAUCUACGCCAAAGCCACCGGAGAGAGCGGCCAAUACGGCAUCAUAGUCGGCAACACGCUCGUCCGCCAAGUCCUCCAACUCGUCCCUAGCGCAACUGGCUACUCCGUCCCCUACCCCGCCGACUUCAGCGACCGCAGCCCGGAGCUGGGCGUCCAAACCCUGCUCCAGCACCUUCAGACGCAGGUCACCGCGUGCCCGGACCAGAAGUUCGCGCUCUCGGGGUACUCGCAGGGCGCCGUAGUGCUGCAUCGUGCGGCGGUGGAUUUCACGCCGGAGAUCUUCGAGCGCGUGGUGGCGGCGGUGACGUUUGGAGAUGGGGGGCAGCAGGCAACGGCGGCGAAUCCAAUUUAUGAUAGUCCGGUGGGGCCGAUUCCGAAGUGGCCCGAGCAGAUGGAGGGGAAAUAUAAGUUUAACUGUGUUCAGGGGGAUCUGACGUGCACGCCGGGAGGGUCUUCGACGCUGGCUCAUUUGCGAUAUAACUCGGGGUCGUAUAUCUCGGACAGCGCCAAAUUCGUGGCUCAACAGUAUCAGAAACUGGGUGGCUCGUCUUGAGUCCAUAGUUGGUCGUUAUCCCUGCUCUUCAUGUACAUAUCGUGAUAUGGAGUUUC
Messenger RNA from Eremomyces bilateralis CBS 781.70, 1074 nucleotides. RefSeq names its product alpha/beta-hydrolase. The coding region runs from base 383 to 1018 and encodes 211 amino acids. The record is from RefSeq and is a predicted model, not a curated record. Gene Ontology annotation, molecular function: hydrolase activity. The transcript is spliced from 3 exons. Lineage: Eukaryota; Fungi; Ascomycota; Dothideomycetes; Eremomycetales; Eremomycetaceae.